AUGUCGUCCAGUUUUCACAUCUCCGCUGUUCAACUAGACGACAUCACUCGUUUAUGGUCACAUGAAACUUUAGGAAUUCUUCCUGACGUCGAGAACGCAGAUGCAGCGGCAACCUAUCAAGCUGAUUGCAUUACUUAUCAAGGUAACCAGUACACAGCGCGGCUACCAUGGAAAGAUGACCAUCCAGAACUGCCAUCUAAUUAUCUCAUUUGCCAACGACGAACUCGCCACACGGUCAAGAGUCUUCUGAAAAAACCUCAGCUCUUACAGCUGUACAGUAAAAUUAUCCGUGACCAACUUUCUGCCGGAUUCAUCGAGCGGGUGCCUCGUACUCAACAGGCGCCACACGGUUGUCACUACAUUCCGCAUUUUGCUGUUCAAAAGGAUUCUGCUACAACUCCGAUUCGUAUCGUGUACGAUUGCUCCUGCAAAACUAGACAUGGUGCAAGCCUCAACGACUGCCUCCUCAUUGGUCCUCCUCUUCAAAACGAUAUGCUCCACAUUCUGCUUCGAUUUCGUGUGCAUCGCAUUGGUUUUUCUUCCGACAUUGAGAAAGCGUUUCACAAGGUACAACUUCACGAAGCUGAUCGUGACUUCAUUCGCUUCCUUUGGCUCAGCAAUGACAACGAUCCCGAUUCCGACUUUGUCAUUUACCGUUUUAAAGUUGUUCCAUUCGGAGCAAGUAGCAGUCCAUUCAUUUUAAAUUCAGUGAUCAAAAAGCAUCUUAAGCGUAGUUCAACUCCCAUCAGUGUUGACAUCGAAGCUAAUAUCUACGUUGAUAAUCUGAUUUCGGGAAGUGAAACUCCAGAAGAAGCAUUGAAUUACUACGCUGAAUCACUCUCUACUUUUCAAGCCGCAUCGCUAUCCUUACAAUCAUGGGCUUUCAGCGAUCGAUCUCUCAACGAACGUGCUAUCUCGGGAGACACUCUACAGCUACCUCUCUUCUUUUUAACGCCGUUUUGUUCCACUUCACCCACCAAGCGUGAUGUUCUUCGCAGACUUUCUUCCAUCUACGACCCACUUGGAUUCAUUACGCCUCUUUCUAUUCCUGCCCGCAUUCUUAUGCAAGAAAUUUGGAGAGAAGAAUUACAAUGGGACGAUCCUUUACCGGCUUCUUUCGCUGAUCGCUGGCUUGGUUUAUGCAGCUCCCUUUCUGACGCAAAACCCAAGGUUCCCCGUUCCUACUUCGGUGAUAGGUCUCGCGCUCGAGUCGCCCCGCUGAAAGGCAACGGCCCUCAGUUGACUCUUCCGCAGCUAGAACUCAUGGCAGCCCUUAUUGGAACUCGCAUCGCGACGACGAUCAUCACCGCCUUCCAAGUCCUCGGGAUCUCUCUAUCAGUCACCAUGUGGUCUGAUAGUCAAAUUGUUUUAUAUUGGUUGUCAAAAAACGACAAACAGAAGAAUCUCUUCGUCGCUAACCGUGUCUCCACGAUCAUCACAUUCAACCGUCUUCAUCAAGCCAGUUGGCAUUACUGCCCCACUGCUUCAAAUCCAGCUGAUCUGGUAACGAGAGGCCUAACGCUCCAGCAACUUCAAACGUCUUCGAUUUGGACACGGGGCCCACUAUGGUUAUCUUCCGAAGAUGAAUGGCCGCAAUGGAGCGUCUCUAGCCUCAGUCAAAUUAAAAUUCUUCAUCUUGCAGAAAUUUCCACCAUCGCAGCUCCGGAACGACUCCCCCUGCCACUGGAUAUUUCAACAGUUAUCGACAUCGUCCGUUUCAACUGGAGUUCGUUGAAAAGAACAACGGCAUAUGUUUCUCGACAAUUUAGCAAUUUUCAACGACCGAAAGCGGAAUGGAAUCGCGAAUUUCUUUCCACACUGGAACUCAUCCAAGCGGAACGCAAAUGGAUCGUCUCUUUUCAAUUUCGUUUUUUUGCCAACGAAUACGAGUAUCUACGUGGAGACCACAAGGGACGUCGACCAGCACUGAUAUCCCAGUUGGAUCUUUAUUUGGAUGCUGAUUCGAUCAUUCGCUGCCGUGGCCGUUUAAAUAAUGCCGAUUUAUCGAGUGAUGCUCGAAAUCCCAUCCUCCUACCGAAGAAUACCGAACUCACCCGCCUCAUAAUUCAACAUUUUCAUGAGCGCACUCUUCAUUCCGGUGUUUCUUACACUAUUUCUAGCAUCCGCCAGAGAUUUUGGAUCCCAUCCAUCCGCCAACAGGUGAAAGCCAUCGUGCGCCUCUGCACUCGCUGCCACCGGGUGAACGGGGCUCCUUACAGAGCCCCCAAUCCAGCUACAUUGCCAAGUUUUCGAGUCCGUGGAGACAAGGCCUUCGCCGUUACCGGCAUCGAUUUUGCUGGCCCAUUUCCAGUCCGUGGUCCAUCUAGCCAACCAGAUUUAAAGGCUUACAUUUGCCUCUUUACGUGCACUACAUCUCGUGCCAUCCACCUGGAGUUAGUAGAAGACCUCACGGCAGCUAGUUUUAUACUAGCCUUCAGAAGUUUCAUCUCCCACCACUUUACCCCAACAAUGGUUCUCUCGGACAAUGCCACAACCUUCGAAUGUGCCGCUCGUGCCCUCAAGUCCAUUUUCAACAGUUCGGAAGUUACCAAUUAUCUUUCCGACUGUCAAAUCGAAUGGCGUUUUAUUCCGAAGCGUGCCCCUUGGUAUGGGGGCUUUUGGGAACGACUUGUCGGCCUGACCAAGGAAGCUCUCAAGAAAAUGUUCGGUCGUACCAAACUCAAAUUCGCUGAGUUCCGGACUAUCGUCACAGAGAUCGAGGCCAUCCUGAACGAUCGUCCGAUCACGUAUGUGUCGUCAGAUUUGAACGACCCACAAGCUCCUACACCGUCUCAUCUGAUGUAUGGUGAUCGCUUGACUCCACUCCCGCACAACCCAGCCGUUGAAGAGGAGCUGCUUGAUCCCACCUUCGGUGAGAAGCCUUCCCACCUCCUUGACAUGUUCAGCCGAAGACAACGAAUCCUCAAAGCUUUCUGGUCCCGUUGGCAAAAGGACUACUUGACCAGCCUCCGGGAACGACACAUCACAUGCAAGGAGAAAUUCAAGCCCAGCAUCAAGGUCGGUGACGUGGUUCUAGUUCAUAACGAAGGACCCCGAAUCCAUUGGAAACUGGCUGUGAUAGGGGGAUAA
Molecule: messenger RNA, 3090 nt
Organism: Daphnia pulicaria
Lineage: Eukaryota; Metazoa; Arthropoda; Branchiopoda; Diplostraca; Daphniidae
Exons: 3
Coding region: 1-3090 (1029 amino acids)
Biological process (GO): DNA integration
Molecular function (GO): nucleic acid binding
Source: RefSeq, a predicted model, not a curated record